Messenger RNA from Hibiscus syriacus, 1301 nucleotides. RefSeq lists its product as uncharacterized. The transcript is spliced from 2 exons. Bases 1 to 885 code for a protein of 294 amino acids. NCBI's taxonomy places the organism in Eukaryota, Viridiplantae, Streptophyta, Magnoliopsida, Malvales, Malvaceae. The record is from RefSeq and is a predicted model, not a curated record.
AUGUAUGGUAUUUCCACUGGUUCAAGGGGGAACCACGAUAUUGCCACGGCUAAACCUUCCUUGCAAAGCCCUCUGGUUCCAGUGAGGGUUCAAGUUUUAUCAAAUCAAUGGAAAUCCUCCCCAUUUCUUAAGAGAAGCAAUUUUCAUUUGGGGUACCAGGAGAGCCACUGUGGAAAACUCCAGGUUAGAGCUGUUGCAACCUUCGAGCCAAAGUGCUUGAUUCCAAAACAAGAUGGACUCAACAAUAAGUUACAACUCUUUGGAGAUUCAAUCCCUUCAUCGACUCAGCCCGAACCUUUGGAGAUCGGAGACUCGGAUGAUGAAUUGGACGAGAGGGAAAAGUUAAGGCGGGAUGGUUUCUUCGGUCUCGGUUCCCUGCCUAGGAUCUCUUCGCUAUUGAAAACAAACCACCAAAGCCAAAAUCAAAGGGUUUCUUUGCCUCUUCCUCAAACUUCAAACGUUACUUCCAAAUCUUGCUUGGCAUUUGGAUCUUCAAUACGAGUACCUGCAUUUUCAGCUUCUCAGUGGAUUAAUCGUAAGCAAACUACAGUCUUCACGAGUCAUGCGCAACUUAACGAGGUUGCAGAGUUAACGUCGAAUUCUGUAGCAGCAAUCAACACGAAACCUAAAGUUUCAUCGCCUAAGGAGGAUGGUAAGAAACUAGCAGAGACUGCUAUUUCGGAUGUUGUAGCAAUCUCGGCAUUAAUGGAACAAGUAUUGGGCCUUGUUAAACUUGUUGAUUCACGAGAUAUUAUAGAGUUACAACUGAAGCAAUCGGAUUGUUAUCUUGAUGACGAGGAAGCAAACGACACCGAGGAUUUUCUUCAAGCACGUGCUCAAAUGGAGAAGGAACGUGGGAAUCUGUUGAAGGCUCUUGGCACAUAGGUCAUCGAGCCACUAAGAGCAAUGGUAAUGGGAGCUCCUUCGGAAGAUACGCGACAUCUUGCUCAACGUUAUGACAGAAUGCGACGAGAAGCGGAAGCACAGGCAAUCGAAGUUUCGAAACGCCAAGCAAGAGUGAGGGAAACGCUUGGAAAUCCCGAGAACGUCAUGAAAUUGAAAUCUGCAGAAACAAAACUGCAAGAUCUAAAGUCAAACAUGGCAAUAUUGGGGAAAGAAGCUACUGUGGCAAUGACCACUGUUGAAGCUCAACAACAGAGGUUAACACUUCAGAGACUUAUUGCUAUGGUUGAAGCCUCUGUAAGCGAAGGCAAAUAUCAAUUGAUGAAGGCACUAUAGUGGAUGGAAUUUCAGGUAUUAAUCCGAAACCAGUUUUGCAAAACCAAGGAGCCAACCAUGAC